AUGUUGUAUUAUAGUUAGAUCAACAAAAGUGAUAUAAUUAAGUAAAUUAUGUUAUGUGUUUUAGAUAGGUUUCUAGGUAAAUAUAUCCAUAAUAAAUCUUAUAGGAACUUUGGAAUAGUUUAAAAUAAAAUAUAGAUAGACAAGCCGAUGUCUCAUGAAUAGGAAAAUAUAUAUAAUCAUUUACAUAAAUAUUGUAAUUCGAUAAUUAUUGGUAGUUUUUAAUCCAACAAUAAUUAAAUAAAUGCAUUUUACAAAUAGGAAUAUAGAAUGAAGUAGAUUAUAUGA
Paramecium pentaurelia is the source of this 285-nucleotide messenger RNA. Lineage: Eukaryota; Ciliophora; Oligohymenophorea; Peniculida; Parameciidae. The record is from the annotation of a GenBank genome assembly.